GCGUAGCGAUACCACCUGCACAGCGGUGCCCAACUGACCAGUCGGCGCUGUCAGAUCCCACCCUGCACGACUCUGCAGGUCCGGCACUGGAUGAUGUCGCGAUGCAGCAACAGCGAGGCAUUUGCGCCGGCAUGCCACGCAGCCCUGUGCUAGCGCAGGCCCAGCCGUCCCCAGAUCGCCCGCCGAUUGAACGGCCGCCAGCCUGCCCUUAUCCACCCGCAUCAAAGGGCCCUCUCGCCCAGUCGGAUCGCGCAAAAGAACAACCACCUGCACCAGACCAGGCUCAAGGCACACCGACUUGCGGGAGCCGAAGACUCUUCAUCGCGGCACGCCCAUUCAACGUGGUGGAGAAUUGUUGGAUAACAGAAACCGCUUGCCACCAAUCAGAUAUCUUCGAAUUUCUUGCUUUUCCGUUCUUUGCUUGCCGUCGGCUGCUUCCGUCUCUUCACUCUCAUUGUCGCAAAGAAAGAUGCCAGAUGCCUGUUCGGCCCACUCUUGCUCUGCCGUCUCUCGGUCAGAUGUAGGUGGGUAGUCGCAUGCCCUGAGGAAGUUCAUCCCCUCGGCUUAUCACUUAUCAGCUCGUCCCGUCCCGCAACGUUGACGGCUCACGGGCCUGGACCAACAUUCUCGGGUGGGUUCCCGCGGAGGUUCUGCGCGCGCUGAAGAACAUGGCUACGGUCCACCCGGGCCGUUGUGACCUGAAGAACUCCGCAACCAUCUUGCAACCGUCCAGAGAAGUGCCGACGAGACUCCGAUGAAGCACCCUGUUGUGAAGCUUCCACGAGAACGGAUUACUUCACUCCCCUAGGCUAGGUG
Molecule: messenger RNA, 816 nt
Organism: Mytilinidion resinicola
Lineage: Eukaryota; Fungi; Ascomycota; Dothideomycetes; Mytilinidiales; Mytilinidiaceae
Exons: 1
Coding region: 102-524 (140 amino acids)
Source: RefSeq, a predicted model, not a curated record